GGGGGGGCAGAGGGUCUGUCGGGAGCCCCCGGCUCCCCUGAGAAGACGGCCUGCUGCCAUGUCGCUGCCAGCGAGUCCCCCGACUCUCCACCGCCUCUCGGGGCUUCUUGUCACACGUUCUUUCCUGUCUGUCACCUGCCCUGCAGCAGCUCUAAAUGGGGGGCUGCAGGGAAGGCUGCCGACUCUAGGAAAGGGGGCUCGGCUCCCGCCCAUAACAUGGCGCUAACGGCAGGCUGGCUUGUGCUCUUGUUGGCCCCAUGAAAUGGCGGAGAGCCGUGUGGAGUUCUGUGGCCAACCUCCAUCGCGCCCAGCCGUGCUUGGAGCCCUUCGACUCCGUUGGCUGUGCUGCAGGAGGGCGUGCUUGAGCUCCGGAGCUCGGUGUGGAGGGAGCUUCGGCCCGACGUUCAGAGGGUCUCCUGCGUCCGUGACCUUCAAGGACGUGGCCAUCGACUUCACCCCGGAAGAGUGGAGACGCCUGGACGCCUCCCAGAAGGAGCUGUACCGAGAGGUGAUGCUCGAGAACUACAGCAACCUGGUGUGCCUGGGACUCGCAGCCUCCAGACCAGCCCUGAUCUCCCGUCUGAAGCAAGGGAAAGCACCCUGGGCAGCCAAGAAGCACCUCCAGGCGGGCCUGUGGCCAGAUUGUGAGACUGAGAUUGAAACAAAGGUGUCAGCUAUAAAGCUGGAUAUUUCUUUAAACGAAUCAUCCUCAGAAGGAAUCACAAAGCAUUAUUCCUGUGUCACCAAGUUUGGAAGAGUUUGGCAAUGUUCUUCCAGUUUAGGGAAACAGCGCAACAAUAAGGAGGAAUAUGUUAAGCCAAUAAAAAUCUCUAGGAGCAAAAUUUCCAGUAACGUGAGAAGUCAUGAAUGUUACGAACAUGACAGAAGCUUAAGUCCAUCAUCCAUCCUUUUUCAACAAAGAGUUUCUCUGGGAGAGUGUUCCAAUCAAUGUGAUACUCAAAGAAACAUCUUCAGAGUGUGUUCAGACCCAAAUAUGUGUAAUAAAAUUGACUCAAAGAAGACACUUUGGAAACCUAAUAAUUGUGAGAAGUUUGUCACUCACAAUUCUGGCCUUAAUGAGUAUGAUAGAAUACAUGCUGGUGAGAAACUUUAUGAAUACAAGGAAUGUGAAGGAGCUUUAAACCAGAGUUCAUCCCUUGCUGUGCCUCAGACGAUUCAUACGACAGAGAUUCACAAACAUAAUGACUAUAAGAACUUCCCCUGUAUUUCAGAAUUUGAUGAACGAGCAAUUGAUGAUGAAAAGAAAACCUAUCAAUAUAACGAAUAUGGGAAAGCCUUCCAUCAGGAAACAGAACAUACACCAAGCCAGAGAGUUCAUUCUGAAGGGACAUUUUAUGAAUGUAUUGAAUGUGGGAAGGUCUUUGCUUGGAAUUCAAGACUUGCUUUACAUCGACGAAUUCAUACGGGAGAAAAACCUCAUGAAUGCGGUGAAUGUGGAAAGGCCUUCAACCAGAGAAUACACCUUACUCAACAUCAGAAAAUUCAUACUGGAGAAAAACCUUAUGAAUGUAAUGAAUGUGGGAAGAAGUUCAACCAGAAAAUACACCUCAUUCUGCAUCAAAGAAUUCAUACAGGAGAGAAACCUUAUGAAUGUAAUGAAUGUGGAAAGGCCUUUCGCAGGGGAGAACAACUUACUCGACAUCUGGCAAUUCAUACUGGAGAGAAACCUUUUGAAUGUAAUGAAUGUGGAAAGGCCUUUUGCCAUAGGAUACAACUUUCUCAACAUCAAAGAAUUCAUACUGGAGAAAAACCAUUUGAAUGCAAUGAAUGUGGAAGAGACUUCAGCCGGAGCACAUACCUCACUGAACAUCAGAAAAUUCAUACUGGAGAAAGACCAUUUGAAUGCAAUGAAUGUGGAAGAGACUUCAGCCGGAGCACAUACCUCACUGAACAUCAGAGAAUUCAUACUGGAGAAAGACCUUUUGAAUGCAGUGAAUGUCCUAAAGCCUUCCGUUGCAAAAGACUACUUACUCAGCAUCAAAGAGUUCAUACUAGAGAAAAACCUUAUGAAUGCAGUGAAUGUGGCAAGACCUUUUGUCAGAAAUCAGGGCUUAAUCAACAUAAAAAAAUUCAUAUUAGAGAGAAAAAUCUUACGAAUUUAAUAAACAUGGGAAGUUCUUAAGUCUGAAUAUCAGAGAAAUGUUGUCAAGAAAAAAACCUUAUCGAUGCAAUAAUAUGCAUGCAAAUGAAUAUGGCAAGGCUUUUGACCAGAGAAUAAUCUUUAAUCAACAUUACUGGAGGAAAACAUUAGAAAUGUAAUGAACAAGAGAGUUUGAGUUCUUUUACAUCAGAGAAUUCAUACUGGAGAAGGAACUUGCUAAGUUAUGGCUUAAGAAGAUGAUGUCAGAAGUCAGAUUAGAAAAUUUUAGAGUUGGAGGGGAUCUCAGCAGCCAUCUCAUCUGGCCUAUAUCUGAAAGGAUUCACCACUAUAACUAUAACGUACCUGAAGAGUGGUUGUAUAUUGAUAUUGUAUAGUGUUUUGAUAACUUCGAAUUACCGGGGGGAAUUCAUGACUUGUGGUUUACCAUUCUACUUUUGGACAGAUUUCUUUGUAAGAUGUCCCUUUACUGGCAUUAAGGUUAAAUUCUCAUCUUUAUAAAAUUAGCCCAUUGCUUCUUAAUCAGUCCUUGCAGACCGGAACAAGUAAUCAACUAUCUACAUUAUAUCCUUCAAAUACUUUAACUGAAGUGGCAGAUUAGCCCAGAACCUUCUCCAGGAUAAAUGCCCUAAGGUUUUUUUAUCUUUCUUUAUAUAACAUUGGUUAAAGGCUCUUUACUCUUAUAAUUUUAUCUCCUCUAGAGACUCUUAUCCUUCUGAAGCUAUGGCACUGAGAUCCAAACUGUCUUCCACGUAUGGUUCAACUAGGACUUGAGAACAGAACUAUUAAUUUUUUAUUUCUCUGAAAUAUUACUCUUAAUAUGGUACAAAAUAUGAUUUUGCAACUUCUAAAUCGCACUACUGACUCAUUUUGAGCUUAUAGUCUGUUCCUAUUCCCAGACCUUUUUUUUUUCAUAAACUGCUAUUCAGCCAUGCCAUCUCCAUUUUGCUUUUGAGAAAAAAAUCUUUUAAUUUAAGCAAAGCCUUUACAUUUAUGUCAGUUUAAUUCCACAUUAGUAGAUUUUGCCCAGUUUUCUACGCUUACAAGACAUUUUUGAAUCUUGGCAUUGCUGUUCCCAUGUCUUGGGUCUCCCUCCUUGCUUUCUUUAACUUAAAGAUUUGAUGAGACAUUUCAUUCAUCAAAUCUGCUCAUUGAAAAUUUAGCAAUGCCAACUUCAAAAGUAAAAUAUUAUUCUCGAAUUUAUCAGUAUUCAAAUUAUGUACUACAAAUGAUUUAAUUCAAAUUUAAUAGGCCUUUGCAUUUCAAAACUUAUUGAUUGAAACAAAAUAUCCUACAUGCAAAUGGUAGUAAACUAAUAAAGCAUUAGAAAAUACUGAAACUUUUAUGACUUGACAACAUUCAUCCUGUUCUCUUAAAACUACUGUUUGAAUUUUUGUGAUUCCAAAUAUCUAUUUCACUCUGGAAGUCCUUGAAGCUAUAUAAUACUGUUGUGAUCUCUGCAUAUAUCUUUGGCUUGUUUUCUCUUUCCAUUUGAUUCUUAAUUCUGUUCUGUAGGGUGUUUUUUUUUUUGUUUGUUUGUUUUUUUGCAAAUAUUUCCACAAGACCUAAGAUUAAGAUGACCAUUUGAAAGAUAGAGGAGCCCAGUUCUCCCACAUAUGCUGCAGCAGUGAUUUUAAAAUGGCACCAGAUGCAAUGAUUGAUAAAAUCAAAGAGAAAUAGCAGCAACAUCCUCCUUGGCUCAGCCUGUACUAAAAUGUGGCCAAAAGACUAGGAGUGAUGAGAGAAAUUCACCAGGAAGCCAACAUGAUCUUAUAUACCAGUGCCUGAAGCCUAUGGAUACUCUACAUGGACCCAUCAGAGGAAAAGUCAGUUUAAGAACUUCUAGUUCUAAAAGGUCUCAAGCCAGCAGUAAUCAGCCCUACAUAUCAAAACAGAAUCACUGGAGAGAAACAGAUACCAGAUAUUACUACACUGGAAAACUGGCUUGCCUUGCUGUCCCUCAAAGCACUGGAAGUGAAAGAUAAGAACAAUUCAGACAAGUGCUUUGAAAUGAGUUUAGCUUAGAACAACAACAAAAAAACAAGUUGUAGGUUCUCUACAAAGCGUAAUGGAGGAAGUAGAUCUUAAUUCACAAGAUGGCAAGAUAUAUUAGAACAACGUUUCAAGACUGGGAGGGAAAAUAAACGUGUUGAGUAUCUACUAUCAGAGAUAACUGACUUGGAAAAUAGGUUAAGAAGAAAGACUUUAAGAAUCAUCCAAUAUUCUGAAGACCAAACAAAAAUCCUGAAAACUAUUUCAAGAAAACUGCCCAGAUCUGUGUAUCAGAGGGAAGCAUCAGAUUAAACUAAACUGCCAUUAAAUAACGAGCUAUGAUGUUCCUAAGGAUACACAUUUACAAUCAUGGUAACUAUCCUGAAAAACUCACAUUGUUCUAUAAGAGAAGACAUCAAACAUUAAUAGAAUAGAAGGUAUCUGAAAUCAAGAUAAGCCAAGUAAGAUAAAUGUGCUUGAAAACUGAAGUUCCAAAACGGUGAUGAAAUGCUUACAAUCAGAUAGAGAGAAGGACCUUUCAGGAUCUUGAAGCCUUCUAGGGCUACAGAUAAAGGUCCCUUUGGGAUUUGUAUUGUUCUAUUUUGUUGUUUUGACAGUUUUAAGAGAUGAAGGAAAGAAAUAUACUAGGAGAGAAAUAAGGAAGAAGGGGAAACUAGUUGUUUAAAUGAGAUUACAGAAGAAGAUAGAAACAGGGUAGAGGGAGGGUCAGACCCAAGUUUCAUCUGAACUGGAAAUGGUGUUGAGCCAGAAAAAUGUAAUUUUUCAUAGAAAUACAUAAAACUCAAGAAAGAAGCCAAGAAUAUAAGCCUUUUUCUUCAAAAAAUUCUUUAUUAGAAAGGGUGAUUGAGUUGGGUGGUGAGGAAGGUACAGGUGAAAGUUUAAGUGGUGUAAAAAUUUUUAAACAAUUUAAAUAACUAGAAUAAGGGAGAUCUUUUUAAAAAAUGGAAACAAAGCAGAUAAAUAGAUCAGUGGAACAGACUAGACAAGGAAGAAACAAAUAAUAGAACUUGGGCUAUAAAUAAAUCCAGAAAUCUAUUACCUAGGAAAGACCUCCCUAACUGCUGGGGACAUUAGGAAGUAUUCUGGCAGGAAUUAGACCAACAUUUUGUACUGUAUUUCAUCAUUUCGAAAUAUAUUCAUGAGCUGAAUAUUUAGGAUCAUAGAAGGAGGAGCAAUUCAUAUGCCUUUCGUAGCAAUGACCCAAAAUUGGAUUCCUAACCAAAAAAAGCACAGACAAUUAUUUACAUUAGAUCAUUUUGCUUACAUGAAUUUGAAAAGCUUUUGCAUAAAUAAAGUUAACAUCUUAAGGAUAAGAGACCUGUCAACUGAUUGGAAAUCUUUGUACCACGUAUCUCUUGCUUGACAAAUGUUUGAUAUUCAAGAUAUCAGUAACAAAUACAUAGACCAAAAGCCAUUUCCAAUAGUUGUCAAAGACUAGAAAUAAUUCUUUUUAAAAAAAAGGCAUCGCUAGCUAUUAGCAGUCAUAGGAAAGAAUGUUCCAAAUCACUAAUAAUAAAGAUGCAAAUAAAACUA
Molecule: messenger RNA, 5665 nt
Organism: Monodelphis domestica (gray short-tailed opossum)
Lineage: Eukaryota; Metazoa; Chordata; Mammalia; Didelphimorphia; Didelphidae
Source: RefSeq, a predicted model, not a curated record